This is a messenger RNA of Cladocopium goreaui, 186 nucleotides long. Lineage: Eukaryota; Dinophyceae; Suessiales; Symbiodiniaceae. The record is from the annotation of a GenBank genome assembly.
AUGUUCUUGGCCUUGGACACUGGCAGUCACUGGCAUGGAUGGGAUACCAUGAGCGCCAUCGCAAGCGACACGGUGGGCGUUGUGACUACAGGAUGCCAGAAAUGGCUAGAGCAGAAGCAAAGCAUUCACCUGACAUGCACCGAACUCAAUGGGCCAAAGUUGCCCGAGCACAACAAGCCUCAAUAG